GGCGCCUGGUAACACAACGAUGUGUCGUUUCGGAGACGGCCCUUGAGUAGAUACACAGAAAAAGUCGGAUCGGAUCACGAAAACAACCACUGCCUCUGUUGUGAUGGUUAAUCGGUCUUGAGUCGUUAUCGCCGGACACUGCGGAUCACUGUAAACCUUACAUGUGACUGCUAAAACAAUGAGGCUGAGAAUGCGUAAGGCGUCUCAGCAGCCGAACCCCAGUCUGGCAAGCCGCCCAUCCCGUACCAAGCGGAGGCAUUCAGAAGUAGAAGAGGAUACUCCUACCAGCGGAGGGAGGGGCAUAUUCUCGACCAUUAAGAAGUUCAUCAGAGGAAAUGCUGUUAAGGUGCAGGAAGAGAGUCCAGCCAAGAAGACACGACUCCACUGUGAUGUGGACAACAACCUGAUCACCUCUACACCAAACACCAACACCCCCCGCAGGACUAUCACCAGGGUUGGCAGGAGAGGCUCCAUCAAUGGACAGGCAACCAAUCAUGACAGGAGUAAGGAGAAGCCCAAUGGCAGUCUGGAGGAGACAACGGCUGUUGAAGUGCCCAGCAGCCCUCCCAGAACCACCCUUCUUGGGACCAUCUUCUCCCCUGUUUUUAACUUCUUCUCACCAGCUAAAAAUGCCUCCUCUGGCUCAGACUCCCCAGACCAGGCAAUGGAAGCUGAGGAGAUCGUCAAACAGCUGGACAUAGAACAAGCUGUGGAGACACCAACCAGCACAGCCACAUCCACACAGGAACUGUGUGCCACCACUAACUUCUACUCUAGUGUAUCACAGCUGCCACCUCUACGACCUCCCCACAUCCCUGAGGUAUCUCCCACAGCAGGGGAGGGAGAGCUCUGUGCAGAUGCUGACCUUCCACCCCUCACAGCUCCAGGCUCCAGUCCAGAUAUGGCAUAUGUGGACUCUCCUCCUGCCGCAGUGCCACCAGAGUCAACCUAUGAGGAAGACUGGGAAGUCUUUGACCCGUAUUUCUUCAUCAAGCACGUCCCCCCACUGACAGAAGAGCAGCUCACUCGUAAGCCAGCCUUGCCACUGAAGACACGCAGCACGCCUGAAUUCUCUCUGGUCCUAGACCUGGAUGAAACGUUGGUUCACUGCAGUUUAAAUGAGCUGGAGGAUGCAGCACUUACCUUCCCUGUCCUCUUUCAAGAUGUCAUUUACCAGGUGUAUGUGCGCCUGAGGCCGUUCUUUAGAGAGUUUCUGGAACGCAUGUCUCAAAUCUAUGAGAUCAUCCUUUUUACAGCCUCUAAAAAGGUGUAUGCAGACAAACUGCUCAACAUCUUGGAUCCUAAAAAGCAGCUAGUGAGACACAGGUUGUUUCGAGAGCAUUGUGUUUGUGUCCAGGGAAACUACAUCAAGGACCUCAACAUCUUGGGCAGAGAUCUGUCAAAGACCAUCAUCAUCGAUAACUCACCGCAAGCCUUUGCAUAUCAGUUGUCCAAUGGGAUUCCCAUAGAGAGCUGGUUCAUGGACAAGAAUGACAACGAGCUGCUGAAGCUGGUGCCCUUCCUGGAGAAGUUGGUCGAGAUGAACGAGGAUGUGCGGCCGCACGUUCGGGAAAGGUUUCGGCUUCACGACUUGUUGCCCCCUGAUUGAACUUGACCACAGUCUCGGAACGGGACAAUAGGAAAAGACUGAAAACAACAUGCGUGUAAAAAGCCCCUCUUUGGAUUACAAACUACAACAUUGCCAUUACUGUUUAAAUUUUAGCUUUUUUUUGUUUUAAAAUCCACCAUUGCUUUUUAAAAAGAACUUUAAAGGAAAAACAUUUUUAAAGAUCUGGGCGAAAUUUUCUAAAUAUCUAAAUCUACAGAUGAAAUUACACACGCUAUGAACAAGCCCAGGUGAACUCCUCUUUUUGACUGACUCUCCAGCUGUGGAGCCGGACUUCUCCUCCACACUAAAUUCUGAAGUCUUGGUGCUGGUUUAGUGGAUAGAAAAAUGCCACCUGGUAAAGAGGAACUCCAUCCCGACCGAGUCCCCGAACAUGAACCAAUCCCUGGUGCUCACGCUGUUGACGCUGACAAAAUAACCACACUCUGUGGCUACACACCAUUUUCAGCAGGAAUGACUGGCCUGUAAAUCAAUCUGUGCAUGUGUGUAUGUUUACUCCUAGCCACACACACACACACUCACUGAUUUGGUGUUUGGCAAACCUACAAUCUGUAGCCUUUAAAAUCAUAUGCAUUCCUCCGUAGCUGAGUCAAGUUUCUAUUGUUGGUUGCAGUUUUUUUUUUUCUGGUAAAACUGGUGUUUCAUUGUUUAAAAAAAAAAAAAAAAGAUAGCGUUUUAAAAUGUUUUAUUCUGUUUGUAAGAUAUGAUGUUUUAAAAGGGGUCGUGUAAGUUUUUAUUGUAAGCCUUUUUUCUAUUAGGAGAACAUGGGUGCAUAUUAAUGAUGACAGUCCACUGCAUAGUCAAAUGAAAUGGAAUUAAUCCAGGACUUUAAGUUUAGUUUUUUUCUAACAAAUAGAGGUUUAAAUCAACGUGUUGGCUUCACUGUGGACACAACAUGGCUCCUUAAUUAAAUGUUAGGAUUAAGAAUCUCCUUACCUGUAAAUCUGACACAUUGUAAAGGUUUGAGGGCAUUCAUUUUCAAAGUGAUACGUGUUAACCUUUCUUUAAUUAUAGUAUUUGAUUUGUCAUUUGUCUAUAAUCAGUAUUGUCUUUACUCCUAAUCAAGUAUUCUGGCUAAAGUUUCUUUUAGUUGCAAUGUGUAAUUUGAUGGCUAUAUCAGUAGCAUUAUGACUAAUGUAGCACAUCUCUGCCAGUGUGUCAUGAUGUCUACCCAUGGUAGAAAUCCAUGGCCAGACCCUGUACCAGCCAAAUCUGGCACCAGCAACAUACUGUUUUAACAGUUCAACGCUCCUCGACCUGUUUCAUACUUUUCCGCUUUUGUUAAGUGCAGUUUAAAGCGUCGUGUUUCAGAAUGGUAACUAUAUGAAUGUGUUUCUGCCCGACAUCAGCCUGGACACUCAAGCCAAACUGACAUUUUGUUAUUUAUUUAAUAGUGAGACAAACAGUAGGUCGACAGGUAGAUGUUUUCGUUGGCAUCCCUACAAACCUGGGAGGUAAAGACAAAAAGCUCAAACGCUCGUCUGCCAUCGCCCCAAAACCCUCAAAGACUUGAAUCUCUGUGACAAUUUGGCAUGAGUUGAAGUUUGAAUCAAAGUGCAUUUUAUGUUAAAGCUAAUGUUUGGAUUUGUCUAGAUUGCCUGUACAGUGCCAUACAAUUCCUCUCCUUACAAAUCCCCCUCCUGCGGCGUCUCCUGCACUCUCGCCCCCCCAAAACGCUAAGAUGGAAAGAGACAAUCAGACCUCAAAGCUCUGCAGAUAGUGAACUGAAGACACCCAGCCUUCCCCUAGUUUUUUUUUCUUUUUUUCAGUGUGCUGUAUGUGUUGUGUACUGUGAUUCCAUUGAGUUGUACUACCCCCUCCUCCCCUCUCACGUGAGUACAUUUGCCAGGUGAAUCCUGCUGUGCCCUGCCCAAACGAUCCCUGCUGCCCACUUAACGCAGGUUCUGCUCAGUGAUGAUUUUCAUCCGUUCAGCGCCCGCCCGUCUUUGCCUUUAUUUUGUUCACCAGAAGUUAGUAGCUCUCCAGAAAUUAGAAUUAGUUUGUAUUAAAGUAAAAUUGUUACAGGGCACAAUGGUGUUUACUCAGACGUGAUGUUAUGAGUACACAUGUCCAGACUAUGAAUGUAAAUUGAACAUGGGGUGAAGUCUCAGGUGUGUUUCCAAACCCUCGUGAUCCCUCCUCGUCAGCUAGAACAAA
Molecule: messenger RNA, 3784 nt
Organism: Plectropomus leopardus (leopard coralgrouper)
Lineage: Eukaryota; Metazoa; Chordata; Actinopteri; Perciformes; Serranidae
Gene: ctdspl2b
Product: CTD (carboxy-terminal domain, RNA polymerase II, polypeptide A) small phosphatase like 2b
Molecular function (GO): phosphatase activity
Source: RefSeq, a predicted model, not a curated record